UAGCAAGAGCCUCUUUUUCUAUUUGUGAAUAGUUUCGCUCAGCUGUUGAGAGUGUGCGUGACUGAUACGCUAUCGGUUUCUCUACGCCAUCUGGUGAGACAAUACUUAACACGGCGCCUAGGCCUACUGAGCUAGCGUCUACGGCUAAUUUUAAAGAUGUGUUGAUGCCUUAAUCUAUCCAUAACCCCCUUUUGUCAUUGACUAUAAGAACACAAUCAUGGUGAAAAUAAAUCCAUAUUUACUCCCUGUGAAGGCGCAUUAUUUUUUCUUCAUGGCAGGAAUGGGACCUAUACUUCCCUUCUUGCCUGUGAUGGGUAAACAACUUGGCGUGUCCGAAGUUGCAAUGGGUUUACUAAUGUCUGUCAUACCAAUAUUUUUCUUGAUUGCCAAACCAGUAUUUGGAUUUAUUGUUGACUACUUUCAAAACCAGAGGAAAACUGUAUUUUUAGCUUUAGUAAUUUCAACCACAGUGCAAUUCUCACUAAUCAAGUUUGUUCCUCAUUACAAAGACGUUCAUGUUCAAACACCAUGUGGAUCAAUAGCAGCAUGUCAUAAUAAUAGUGAUGUGGGAAACAGCUUCUGCAAGUUGAGUUACGACAAUGGAAGUUUUCCAACUAAACACAUUGAGUUGGCCAACCAAACAUUCUGUUCCAUGGAUAGUUUGACCUGUCCUGACCCACAAAUGAAUGUCACUUUGAGCUGCAGCCAAAGUUCAACAGAGUUCUACCAGAGCUACCCGUUUUGGCUCUUUGUGAUAUUGUUAUCUGCAGGAAGCGUUGGUUACAACGUUGCCAAUAGUGUUAGCGAUGCCAUUUGUUUUGAUCUAUUAGGUGGAGGUAAUGAGAAAAAGUACGGCCAGCAGAGAGUCUGGGGCACAGUGGGGUUCGGACUGAGCGCCCUGCUAGGAGGUUACUGCAUAGACUGGUGGUCUGGCCCUGGUGACUUCAAGGACUACUCCCCUGCCUUCCUCCUGGCCAUUACAUUCACAUCAGUUGAUGUACUGUGUUGCUCCAAACUGCAGUUGCCUGAACUUCCAGUGGCUGCAAACAUCAUCAAAGAUGUUAUAACAUUGGUGAAAGAUCUCUCCAUCGCCACCUUUUUAGUAUUUGCUGCAUUUCUUGGUAUCUGUGAAAGCUUCAUAAUAUUUUUCCUAUUUUGGUAUUUAGAGGAUCUGGCAUUGGCUCAAGGAAUGAUGGAGCAUAUCAAACUACUCCAGGGAUUAACAGUGGCAGCGGAAACUCUCAUUGGAGAGAUAAUUUUCUUUCCUUUAUCAGGUAAUAUAUUAGCUGCAGUAGGCUACAAACAUUGCAUGUCCUUGUGUUUCCUGUUCUACAUGCUGAGACUUGGACUUCUGUCGCUGAUAUCCAACCCUUGGUGGGUGCUGGGUGUGGAGCUACUACAAGGACCAAGCUACGCUCUUGGAUACACAACAGUAGUAGCCUAUGCAAGCAACAUCAGUCCCCCAGGCGCCUCUGCUACUAUGCAGGGCAUUGCUGCUGGCAUGGACGAUGGCUUUGGCUACUCUGUAGGCAGCCUGAUGGGGGGAAUCCUGUACAGGUCUCUAGGAGGAAGUUCAGCUUUCAGAGUGUUCAGUGUCUUUGCCUUAGUAUGCAGCAUUUCACACUGGCUUCUUAAUGUCAUUUUCUUCAAGGAAACUAACGUAAAGUCUGUUAGUGAACAAAAACUUGAAAAGCGCUGUAUAUACAACCCUCCCAAGGAAGCUGCAGAACUUGUAGCUAUGGCGUCCUGACAUCAGCAAACCAGAGAAGAACAUAUUUUAAGAAGUAUUCUAUUAAAGAUAACAUGUAUUUCAUACUGUUUACAGGGAUUAUUUAGGUGACAAUCAAGUUUUUAUGAAGUCAUUUUGUAAACAAUCGUACUUUUUAAGUACAGUAUUAUAACUUACUUUAGACAUAUUGGGGUUUGAGAAUGGCUGAAAAAUUUUUCUGAGAAUUCCUGGAAUAGUUGGUCAGAUUAGUCAAAACUUUGUUAUCACCGAAGCCCAUAAAAUGACAAGACUUAUGUUUAGAGUGGCUAACUGUUACAUGCCUUUGAAACCUUUUGGACGAUCCUUUAUUAAAAGUUCCUUGGGCAAAUCAGAGGUUAGUGAAAGAUAAAGAUUGAAAAAAAGAGAAAAGAUAGAGGAUUGAGAGAUGUUAGAAAUCCCACAAGCUCUAAGGCUACCUACCUAUUUUAAUGGUCUCAAUAUUCAUAUCUUACUGAUUGUAGCUUUAGGUGUAGAUUAACUUAUUAGUUGAAGUUGAAUCAUAUUGUCUUUAGGAUACUGAAGUUCCUAUACAUAGUUAAAGGUUGAAGACAUGGUUUUGUGUUGAAACUUUCAAAGGAACAUCUUUAUUCACUUCAUAAAUACUUAACGUAGACAUUCCAAAGUGCUAUGGCCUAUUUCUGGAAACUAUCAAUACUAUUGUAUAUUUAAAUAAGAUUCAAUUCAAAAUACACAUUAGGUUUCUGAAUCCUUUCUAAUUUACAAAAAAUGAUAAACAUCUAUACUAUUAUAUAAAAAUCUAGUGGUGUCUGUCUGUAUGUUUGUUACUAGGCACAUAAACUACUGAACUGACUGGGCUUAAAUUUUACAAAAAUAUAGCUACCAUACCAAGGACCUUUAUAGGACUAUUCACACUUCGAUACUGAUCAUGGGCUUUGCCCCUUUGGCUUUAAAAGAUCUGAGGUGAGGAUUUUAAAAGUAAAUAUUGAUUGGUCUCCAUGGCUGCCAUGAGAACACAUACAAUGUUUGCAAUUUGCUAUGCCACCCAAAUGUAAACAAGCUGAACUGUCAAACCACAUUAAUUCACAAUUCAACAGCUGGUUUAUAAAUCUAUACUAUUAUAUAAAUACCCCCGCCACAGCAAACCUGCCGACUAAGCGAAUUUCCAUUUGUCUGAAUUGAUUUUUAAUUAAAUCUAUUUAAAUAAUAUUAGGUUUAACGAGUACCUAGGUUUGCUGCUACAAGGAAACUACUGUGGGGUUUUUUUAGUACAAAAUGGUAAUUAUAUCGACCUCCAGACCUCACGCGAAUUUUUGUUCAAAAUGGUCGAAAUUU
Macrosteles quadrilineatus (aster leafhopper) is the source of this 3061-nucleotide messenger RNA. RefSeq names its product major facilitator superfamily domain-containing protein 6-A. Gene Ontology annotation, cellular component: membrane. Lineage: Eukaryota; Metazoa; Arthropoda; Insecta; Hemiptera; Cicadellidae. Gene Ontology annotation, molecular function: transmembrane transporter activity. The coding region runs from base 218 to 1750 and encodes 510 amino acids. The transcript is spliced from 10 exons. The record is from RefSeq and is a predicted model, not a curated record.